Miscanthus lutarioriparius is the source of this 1137-nucleotide messenger RNA. Lineage: Eukaryota; Viridiplantae; Streptophyta; Magnoliopsida; Poales; Poaceae. The record is from the annotation of a GenBank genome assembly.
AUGGCGCUCGCCUUCGACGAGUUCGGGCGCCCCUUCAUCAUCCUCAGGGAGCAGGAGAAGAAGACGCGCCUGCGCGGGCUCGACGCGCAGAAGGCCAACAUCGCCGCCGGCAAGGCCGUCGCGCGGAUCCUCCGCACCUCGCUCGGACCCAAGGGCAUGGACAAGAUGCUCCAGUCCCCCGACGGAGACGUCACCAUCACAAAUGAUGGGGCCACGAUUCUGGAGCAGAUGGAUGUUGACAACCAGAUUGCAAAGCUGAUGGUGGAGCUGUCCCGUAGUCAAGACUAUGAGAUCGGGGAUGGUACCACUGGGGUGGUGGUCAUGGCUGGGGCACUCCUAGAGCAGGCUGAGAAACUUCUGGAGCGUGAUAUUCACCAGAUACGGGUUGCCGAAGGUUAUGAGAUGGCAUCAAGGGUAGCUUUUGAUCACCUUGAGCGCAUCUCCCAAAAGUUUGAAUUCAGCGCAGACAAUAUAGAGCCCCUGGUUCAGACCUGCAUGACGACUCUGUCGUCAAAGAUUGUUCACCGUUGCAAGCGGGCACUGGCAAAGAUUGCUGUCAAAGCAGUCCUUGCGGUUGCUGAUUUGGACAGGAAGGAUGUUAACUUGGAUUUAAUCAAAGUAGAAGGCAAGGUCGGUGGGAAGCUGGAGGACACAGAGCUAAUAUAUGGAAUUGUCGUUGACAAAGAUAUGAGCCACCCUCAAAUGCCAAAGAGAAUUGAGGAUGCUAAGAUAGCCAUCCUGACGUGCCCAUUUGAGCCCCCGAAACCUAAGACAAAGCAUAAGACGCUGUGUGGGCAAGAGCAGAAGUACUUUGAUGAAAUGGUUCAGAAAUGCAAGGAUGUUGGUGCAACCCUGGUUAUUUGUCAAUGGGGUUUUGAUGAUAAAGCCAAUCAUCUAUUGAUGCACAGAAAUCUGCCAGCUGUCAGAUGGGUUGGUGGUGUUGAAAUGGAAUUGAUUGCCAUUGCUACAGGAGGAUGGAUUGUUCCAAGAUUUCAAGAGCUGAGUCCAGAAAAGCUAGGGAAGGCUGGAUUAGUCAGAGAGAAGUCAUUUGGAACAACCAAGGACCGGAUGCUUUACAUUGAGCAGUGUGCCAAUUCCAGAGCUGUAACUAUUUUCAUUCGUGGUGCUAUGUUCUGA